AUGUGCUAUGUCGUCGGACACAACAUCGACACCAACCAAAUCAUCCCCGCUGAGUACCUAACCCUGGUCCCAUCAAAACCUGAUGGAUACAAGAAGUUAGGAUCCUACACUCUCAUCGGACUCCCGGUGUCGUACGAGACUCGAUUCAUUGAGCCAGGGGAGUACCAGUCAAAAUAUUCGAUCAUCAUCUGUGGAGAUAACUUCGGUUGCGGCUCCUCACGAGAACACGCUCUGGUGGAUCUGGGGGCCACUGGAGUAGCGGCGGUGGUGGUGGAAUCAUACGCGAGGAUAUUUUUUAGGAAUUCGGUUACAACAGGAGAGGUUUACCCAUUGGAAUCAGAGGGUAGGAUUUGUGAAGAGUGUAAAACUGGAGAUACAGUGACGAUUGAGCUUGCACAAAGCCUUCUGAUUAAUCAUACAAUAGGGAAAGAGUAUAAAUUGAAGCCGAUUGGUGAUGCUAGACCUGUGAUCGAAGCUCGAAGCUGGUGGAAUCUUUGCCUAUGCUCGAAAAGCUGGGAUGAUUCCUGCUUAGAAACUUGA
Lactuca saligna is the source of this 540-nucleotide messenger RNA. The record is from the annotation of a GenBank genome assembly. NCBI's taxonomy places the organism in Eukaryota, Viridiplantae, Streptophyta, Magnoliopsida, Asterales, Asteraceae.